Messenger RNA from Oikopleura dioica, 990 nucleotides. NCBI's taxonomy places the organism in Eukaryota, Metazoa, Chordata, Appendicularia, Copelata, Oikopleuridae. The record is from the annotation of a GenBank genome assembly.
AUGGUGCGCGCCCCGUUUCUGGCGUUUUUCGCCAGUACUGUUAGUGCACAGGCCUCAAAUCUCAUAUCAUGUGGAUACAGCGAAAUAACUCUGGAAAUCAACGAGAUACCAGAUGUCUUGAAAGACUAUUCUGUGGACGCAAUUGGAAACUGUCAAGUAGGAGAUGGGAACAUCUUCAAAUUCAUGAAUCAAGACAACAUGGCAACUUGGAGUUAUGACUGUAACUUCUGGCAAUAUGAGACUGAAACUCAUGUUAUCUUUGAGAACACAAUCCAGUGGAAGAAGUCAAACUCGACAGUUCCUGAAAUCAUUUUCGGAAAUCAGUUCGAUACGUGGUAUAAAACAUCAAACUUCUCGUGCAAAUUCGAGAAGACAAUGUCCACAAGCCUCUGUGUCACCACAAAAUGCGAUGAAUGUCAGGACUGUUUCUGGGACCCGGAGAACAACUGCACCUACACUUGCGAUAUUACCAAGCCUUGUAUUUGCGGGCGACCAAAGGCUGUCAUUCUAGAGCCGAUUCAAGGCGACGGCAGUUUUGAUGUCAGAAGUGGGCUGUAUUUCGAUGAGCAUUUGGAGCGGCCGAUUACGGCUGAUGACACGAUUGAAGAGACGGACAGGACUUUUAUUGGCAUCGAACUGGUUGAUAUCCAGAAACCAACGAUGGUCGUUGUCGUCGAAAAACUCUGGGUAACGGCGACAAAGGACCCAGAUGACCCGGACGCAACGGUUCUCAUCAGAAAACUUCAAAGUGGUUGUGCGAUUGUUCAUCCUCUGAUGGAGGGCGGCAAGUAUCCACAGCCAAAUGCUUACGAUGCAGCGAACCCGGAAGAGCAUCCGCACACGGCUUUUGAAAUUGACUUUAUGGGGAUUUCGGAAGGCUUUGUUGAUGUGCCCAACUUUUCGGGAUUCUUUAUCCAUGUUGUAACGAAGGUCUGUGUCACCAAUGGAGAGAACUGUUAUGGGACUUGUACUGACGGGACGAGUUUUUAG